Amphibalanus amphitrite is the source of this 5468-nucleotide messenger RNA. RefSeq names its product rab3 GTPase-activating protein non-catalytic subunit-like (gene Rab3-GAP). The record is from RefSeq and is a predicted model, not a curated record. The transcript is spliced from 24 exons. Gene Ontology annotation, biological process: regulation of GTPase activity. Bases 459 to 4670 code for a protein of 1403 amino acids. NCBI's taxonomy places the organism in Eukaryota, Metazoa, Arthropoda, Thecostraca, Balanomorpha, Balanidae.
GUGACAGAAAGAGGUGGAGGUUGACAUCAGUGGUCUGUCAGUGUCCCUUCCUGUCACUAAUCUCAUCUGUCUCCAUUCCCUCUAUAUUCUGCAGUUGAUUCAGGUUGUCAAGUGUUUUGGAAGCCAUAGUUAUAAGAGCAGCAGAGCAUUCUGAACAGACCAGUAGCCAAUACAUGGGAUAUUAGGUCAUGACUUUUUGUGCAACAUAAAUUGACAUGGCCCAAUGUCAAGCAUCUGAUAGUGACACUUCAGCAUCUGAUUUUCAGCAUCUGACACAAGAUAAAGCAAAUGAAAAAGGCAGUAAGCUAAGGUAGAAUUAGCUCAUUGCAGCGUGGUUUGUGUUUUCACAGAGGUGUUUGAGGCAAGAUACCUUUAAGCACUUUUGAGGAACUUCAGUUAACUACAAUAGUGUUUUGUACAACAUCAAAGGCACUACCAAGUACCAGCAAUCUGUAGUUAUGGCAUGUAAAAGAGAGGCGCUGGGAUGCAUUGCUGGAGUGCAGGAGGUUAUUUCCUACCUGUCUGGCGAGACAAGCUCAGAAGAUACAUCAAAUGCCAUGGAUGAUGACACAGGCUGGCCGGACAGCGACCCGGCGUCCUGGGGCUGGGGCGAGGAGGAGGCCAUGGGCACAUCGCCCACUGCCGAGCAGACUCCAGCGGGCGCCGGGGCCGCCACCGACCCCGACUGGCUGGACGCGGCCGCCGUGGCCGUCUCCCCGCUCGGAGAUGUGCUGGCGGUGGCCACCGACCAGCGCGUGGUGCUGCUCAAUGGUCAGUGGGACUCGGAGAGCUCCCAGUCGCGGUUCACCGUCUCCGCUCGGCUGGAGGCGCCCGAGGCAGUGCCGGUGACGUCACUGCUCUGUCUGCCGCUAGCGUCCAAUCAGCGCAGCUCGUCGGGCGCCGCCGACUGGACGUGUCUGGUGGUGGGGCAGCAGUCCGGACACCUCGUCUUCUAUACAGAGGACGGGUCGCUGCUGUUCCGCCAGCGACUGCACGAGUCGUCGGUACUCAGUGUCUCCUGCAGCAGUCGUCAGGUGUCUCCGACUGUGGAGGACGAGCUGACGGUGGUGUUCGAGGACGCUGUGGUGAUGCUGGACGGGUUCAGCCUGUACCAGACGCUGAGGGCCUGCAGGAACCAGCUGGCCAGAGUGCGCGCGGGCGGCGGUGGCGGCCUGGAGGUGCCGCCUCUGGCCCGCUCCAAGUGGGAGCUGCGUCUCCAGCAGCGCCUGGAGACGGCGGAGAACGUGGGUUUCCGCUCCACGGCGCUGUUUGACCACCUGCUGCAGCAGUCGCUGCACCGGCCCGGGGGUACGGUCAGCAGUGGCACAGUGCCGGCCGGAUCACUGCUGGUCACCACAGGCCAGUGUCCGUUCGUGGGCUUCUUCCACGCGGCGGAGGGCGUUGAGCAGGCCCGCCUCGACCAGGUGUUCCGCGGAGUGGCUUCCAAGGUCAAGGACACCGUCUUCUCCACGCUCGGGAGUUUCUGGUCGGGCGGCCCGAACCAGAAGGACCCUUCCAAGGAUCGGCCGGAGCUGGAGCCUGGAAAACCAAUCGACUGCAAGUUCGGUUUACCGGACGUACAGCGCCAGGGUCAGGUGAUGGCGCUGUCACGUGACCGUCAGCUGAGCGCCGUCACCGACAGUUUCGGCCGCGUCACGCUGAUCGAUAACCACGCGGGCGUGGCGCUGCGCAUGUGGAAAGGAUACCGAGACGCCGAGUGCGGCUGGCUGGAGGUGCGUGAGCCGCGCCCCUCGGGCCGCCGCUCCGGGUCCAGCUCCAGCUCCAGCUCCGGGUCUGGCUCCGGAUCCAGCCGCCGGACCCGGUUCCUGGCGCUGUACGCGCCCCGCCGCGGCCUGCUGGAGGUGUGGUCGGCGAUCGGGGGGCCCAAGGUGGCCGCAUUCAACGUCUCCAAACACGGCAGACUGGUGAACGUGGCGCACGGCCUGGUGGGCGUCACGGACCAGGAGGGCGGCGCCCGGAAGGCGCCCAAGCUGCUGCAGUGUGUGUUCCUAUCGUCAGACGGACGGCUGUUCACGCUCAACGUGCCGUUCCACCUAGCUCUCAGUGAGCGCAGCAGUCGUCGCGCCCACGGCCAGCACCUGCUGCGCGAACUGCGCACCCAACUGCGCGCGCCGCCGCCGGACGCAGCCGGCUACCUGCGCAGUCAGCUGAGCGCGCUGCGCACGGCCGGCGCGCGCCAGCAGGCGCUGGAGGCGGUGCUGUCCUGCCGUCGACUGACCAGCGCUGAUAUGGAGGCUGCUGUGGACGCCGUGCUGGAUGCCUACACGGGCCACGAACCUUCCGCGCUGAGCCACGAGUGUCAGUCGCUGCUGCAGACCGCGAUGGCCUACCGACGCCUGCUGAGUGCUUACGACGUGCUGGAGCGCCUGGAGGCGGCGCCUCCGCCCUACCAGCAGCCAGAGGAGGAUCUUAGCACGACGGAUCUGUCCGAGCUACUGCGCCUGUCCCCGACGCGGACCGCCGAACUGGUAUCCCGGCUCGACCCGGCUCCCUCGCCGACCUCCGAAGGUGACGGCGAGCCCCGCGCGCGUGUGACGUUUGCGGCUGAGCGGCGCGCCGGCCCCGCGGCGUUCCUGGCCUGCCUGGAGGUGACGGCGCCGCACGGACAGGCAGCGGUCUCCGUGAAGAAGAGUCUGACGGAAGAGGAGCGGCGGCAGCUCGCUGCCCUGCUGUUCGGCGCGUGUCUCUCGCUACCGGAGGCGCCGGAUGAAUGGCGCGCGGCCGUGCUGCGCUGCGGCGUGCCGGCUGCGCAGCUACUGCGCCUGCUGGCUGACUGCUGGCUGGAGAGCGGCGCGCCGCUCCGACCGCAGCACCUGGUGGGACUGGCUGCUCUGCUGACCACUGUGGCGGCCCAGACUGCGGACCAGCCCGGCAGUCCCUCCGCCGGCACCGGCUCGUCGCUCUGGCAGGAGGUGCAGGAACAGAUAGCUGAGGCGCCGGCUCUGCGGCGUGCUCUGGCCCUGGCCACCGUCUGCAGAGCAGUGGCUAUCAAAAUGGAGGAGCAACGCUACGCCGCCGCACUGGAAAAGCGAUUCGGGAAGGCGGCCGAGGCGGGCGAGGACGUACCGGUACCGUCCCGCUCUGCGGCUGUCUCAGGAGACUGGGAACAGCUGACGGAACAGACCGUCAGCUGGGACUUGCUGCUGCACCAGCUGAGUGACGUCACCGCCCUGUGUGACGUCAUACCGGCGGCGCACCGGGCGGACGUCACGCUGCGCGCCCUGCUCACCAAAGGACCUGGCGCCGUGUCAGAGCUGGUGGCCCGCUGGCUGCUGGAGGUCGGUGUCGAGCCGGCCGACCUGGCGCCGCCCCCGCCCGCCGCCGCCCCCGCCCAGGAGGCACCGCCCGAGGACGCCUCAGAGGCGGCGGCGGCCGCGCCGGCGCCGGACGAGCCGCCGGCGGCUGAGUGGGGCAGAGAGGCAGCGGAGCCGACCACGGAGGAGGGCCGGCGCCGGCAGCGCAUACAGGACUGGGUGUCGCCGCUGGCCGCGCGGUUCCCGCACAGUGUCCGUCCCGACACACUGCUCCUGAACCUCGCCUGGGAGGAGGCCGCCGCCUGGAACCGGCACCGCGAGCACACCGACCGGCUGCGCAGGGCCGUCGCCUUCGCGGCGCACAUCGGCAACGCCCACCUCAGAUACGGCGCCUGCUGUCUGCUGUGGUCGGCCGUCCUGUGCCGUCCGUGUGCGGCGCUGGCCGGGCUGCUGCAGCGCUCCGGACACCGGCCCGAUGACGCUCUCUGCCGGCGCGAGCUGCAGCUGCCGCAGCACCAGCUGCCGUCCCUGACGGACGCCUGCAGCGAGCUGCUGGAACAGCUGCUCAAGGCGCUCAUCACCAGCGAGGUGGAGCGGCCGCCGGUGCUGUACUCGGAUAACCUGUGGACGGCGGCGGCCGGCCGGGCCGACUCGCUGCUCGCACUGGCCGUCCGACAGCGGCCCUGCUCCGAGGAGCUGGUCUCGCUCCACCUGCAGGCCGUGGACGUGAUGCGCGCUCAGGUGCACCUGGACCUGCGCGGCGUCCACCCCUACGGCUGCUUCACCGAGAAGGACGGCGGCCUGCUGUUCGGUGAGCUGUCGGCGCGCUACACGCCUCCCCCUGCCGUGGACCAGACGGUGCGCUGCCGGCGCGAGGCGCUGCUCCAGCGCUGGGUGACGGCCGCCGUCGGCCUCGUUACCGAGCGGCCCGACGGACAGGCGGAGCUGGCCGAGACGGCGCUGUGGGAGCGCCGCUGUCGGGAGGCGGCGCGCGGCUGGGACAUCGCUGAGGACGUGGUGCGUCGCCGGUACGCGCUGGACCUGUACAGCGCCGGGCACGACCUCGCCGCGCAGGAGGUGCUGCUCGGUCUGACGAGCGCUGCCGGCCUGCCGUCACAACUGCUGCUGCUCGCCGGUGCCCGCGUCAGGCACUACAUCCACAGCUCCAGCAACAUGAUGCCGCUGCUGGCCAGGCUCACCAUGAACUGCGCCGACUUCAUCGAAAUCGCGAACACGCCGCUGCAGUGUCCCUCGGUGCCUCUGGAGCGGACGCUGGCCCUGCUGAGGCACGUGGUGCGACUGCAGCCCGAUUCGGCCUCAGAGUGCCGACUCGCACUGGAGAUGGUCGACCUCGUCGAGUCGCUGUUCUCCGACGCCGCCAAAGGCUCGCACUAAGGACCCGCGGCCGCCGGCUCCCCCUCCGCUGGAGUUGGUGGAAAGAAGACGGUGAUAUGGUUAUCAAAGCUGCAGCUGAGGCGGAUGCGAGGAACAGAAACCGGAUGACACUGAGAGGUUAGCUGGUGGCGGCGCGCCCCGCAGGAGUGACACGCUUGCCGCCUGUCAUUGGCCAGAUGCUGGACACCCGUCCAGCGCCAGUAGGCUAGCUGCUGCUCUGUAGUGCGCUAGUUAGUCAACGACAUGCUCCCCUCCGGACCCAUGCAGGUUAUUCUACACAGACCAGAGUGUUUCCGAAACAAUCGCCAGUGAAACACACGGCCCAUCGGCGUUCCAGAUGCUGGCGGAGGGAGAGGGAUAUGACCGGACAUGUUUAUACGAUCAAGUAGCUGUCUGAAAAGUCUAGCUAAGGUGCUGCAGAUGCCUUGUCGUUUGCUUUCACACGUUGUCCAGGUUGUGCUGUUCACGAGGCUAACCAUUAUUCUUUCCGUAGAUGUGCGGGACAAGGGUUGGUCCAUAUCUUGCCUGUUGCCAGAGUACUGUCAAGAUUGGGACUUGUUGGAUCUAGUGGGUCGUAUAAGUAUGCAGUUAUAAGUUAAGAUGGGGCUGAUAUUGACACGAAGAGGACUGGGGUGACUACCAUAUACUUCCAUGCUUUAUUGUGAUAUUGAAAGUGAUGCAUGGGGGAUCCAAAAGGGAAAAAGUGAAUGGAAGAGAAUCACAUGUAUUUUGGGCGAAUGCUGGCUUUAAAAAGUGCACAUUUAAAGAUGUGAAAUAUACGCUAAUAGUCCUACACUA